Oncorhynchus masou masou (cherry salmon) is the source of this 1238-nucleotide messenger RNA. Its product is annotated as protein phosphatase 1 regulatory subunit 12B-like. Bases 311 to 850 code for a protein of 179 amino acids. Gene Ontology annotation, molecular function: protein kinase binding; phosphatase regulator activity; enzyme inhibitor activity. Gene Ontology annotation, cellular component: cytoplasm. Lineage: Eukaryota; Metazoa; Chordata; Actinopteri; Salmoniformes; Salmonidae. The record is from RefSeq and is a predicted model, not a curated record. The transcript is spliced from 7 exons.
GCGCCCACCCUCUUCCUCCUCCACAGCUCCCUCCCUUUUGCUACUCACCUUCCACUCAUCUCAUCUCAGGAUCACUCAACAUCACCUGGAGUGAGAUCACACUCCUGACCACAGCUAUUUCUGUAUCAUUAGAACUCUAUUAUUUUAAUCACAAUCCUGACUCUGUCCCUUCACCACCUUCAUUCACAUCACAGGGAUUUUAACUGUGUGUCACUGGAUUGUUCAUGCAGUAGUCUUUUGGAAUCAAGUUGGUUGGAUCGGACCGCUGGACCCCACGUGAACCUCAUGCAGUGGAGAUUAUCCUGCAGCGAUGUCAUCUCAUCUCUCCCCCCGCAACGCAAAGGAUCAGCCACGCACAAGAAAGUCAUCCACUGAUUCGUGUCCCGCUAAACCCUCGCCGACCUCCAGAAGCCUCAGACAUGAAAGAGUGUCCAGACUGGACUCGUCUGGUGCUUACGACCGAGAGGCCUAUGACGCUCGAAGGGAAAACAGAAUGGCAGCGCGGAAAAAAGCAGAGGAGGAGGCAGGGUGCACUGACUAUAAGAAGAUGUACGAGGAGGCCUUGUCUACUAAUGAGAGACUCAAGUCCAGGCUGCAGGGCAGCAAACAGGAGCUGGUAUUGGUGCAGACUCAGCUGGAGAGAGUGACACAGAGAAAGAUAACCAUGACUGAAAGGUCCAAUGAAAGGUCCAUGCUUGAGACAGAAAAACGGGAAACGCGUGUCCUGCAGAAGAAGAUAUCAGACAUGGAAGAUGAAGUGAAGGUCCAGACAGAGCUGAAGAAUGAGAACCAGAGACUGAAGGACGAGAAUGGAGCCUUAAUCCGGGUCAUCAGUAAACUGUCUAAGUGAGAAGAGGAGGAAAAGGAAGAGAGCAGGGGAUGAUACAGCUUUAUUUCCCAUGUUUACUCCCACUUCUCCAACCCCACCACCCCCACCAACACCCCCACCAACACCAGUAGUCUUCACACGCAGUUUGCAUAUUUGCACAUUUUUUGUAUUAAUUUAUGGAUUGUUAUAAUGCAUAAUUAUAUAAUCACAGCACAUAAUAAUACCGUAUGAAUGUCUGAAAAUGUUUAAUCUAUAAACUGAUGUAACAGGUUAUAUAUUAUCACGUUUUGUAUCACUAUGUGACAUUUGAAAUGUUUUUGUUUUGUUUUCUUUUGUUUACUCCAUCACAUGAACAUUCUCCUACGCCUUGUAUAAGUUAUUUAUAAAGAUUUUCUAUGCUGCAAUCCAA